This is a messenger RNA of Onychostoma macrolepis, 4332 nucleotides long. It is a transcript of the gene eml1, whose product is annotated as EMAP like 1. Lineage: Eukaryota; Metazoa; Chordata; Actinopteri; Cypriniformes; Cyprinidae. Gene Ontology annotation, cellular component: mitotic spindle. Gene Ontology annotation, molecular function: microtubule binding. The record is from RefSeq and is a predicted model, not a curated record. The transcript is spliced from 24 exons. Bases 371 to 2893 code for a protein of 840 amino acids. Gene Ontology annotation, biological process: microtubule cytoskeleton organization.
UCGACAUUACACAAACACUCACACACUCCCAACACUAGCACGCACUCCUCUGAGAGCACAAGCCCUGGACUGGCUUGUUUUUCUUCUGGAGAUUUCGCACAGGAAAACACCACAGAAAGAACCGGAGAAGAAAAAGUGCACAAGAAGACAAGCAUUUUAUAACUUCAGAAAAUAUUUUCACUCUCUUUUUUUUGGAGUCCUAUUCAAGGAGAGCGUCUGAGUUAGCGAGCGUGAAUGGGUUGUCAUGGUGACUGACACUGGCAGGCUGACCCUAGAAGAAGACUGGAUGUUGAAUGGACAGAGAGCUGCAGUGGCCAGCCAGCGAAAGUAACAGGGAGUUAUCGGAGAAAGGGAAGAAGGGAAGAAGAGAAUGGAGGACGGCUUCUCCAGCUACAGCAGUCUCUAUGACACCUCCUCACUGCUGCAGUUCUGCAACGAUGACAGUGCCUCGGCGUCGAGCAGUAUGGAGGUGACGGACCGGAUCGCCUCUCUGGAGCAGCGGGUUCAGAUGCAGGAGGAUGAGAUUCAGCUGCUCAAGUCGGCGCUGGCUGAUGUGGUGAGGAGACUGAACAUCUCAGAGGAGCAGCAGGCCAUGCUCAGCAGGAAAGGACCAACCAAAGAAGCAGCAGUGAGGAGAGACUCUCCCUCCUCUGACAGCAGUGUUGGGAAGCCAGCUAGACCGAUGAUUGCAGCCCUGCCCCUCAGACCCACGGUCAAUAACGGUACUGUCCUGCCUAAGAAGGGCGGCACACUGCCAUCCCCCUCCAGCUCCAAGAAGGACAACAGCUCACCAGCAACCAAAAGCACUGUGAAAAGGACAAGUUCAUCUGAGCAAGUCGGCCCCAACAACAGGAAAGACAGUGGUGUGGACUCCAAAAGCAAUCGCACACGCGCUGGUUCCACAGGGAGCAACUCUAGUGGCAAGAAAGCCACAGAAAACAAACAGAGGGAGCCUGUUUUCAGCGCAGGGAUGCGACGUGUGACGCACUGCAAAGAUGAAGGGUAUGUCAAAAUGUAUUUGAAGGGACGACCCAUCACCAUGUACAUGCCCAAAGACCUGGUGGACACAUACUGCCUGGAAGCAAAGGCUGACUUGCCUCCUAAAAAACUGAAGCUAGACUGGGUCUAUGGUUACCGGGGCCGUGACUGUCGAUCCAACCUGUACUUGCUCCCGACGGGGGAAACGGUUUACUUCAUCGCAUCUGUGGUUGUGCUGUAUAAUGUGGAUGAGCAACUACAAAGACACUACACUGGACAUUCUGAUGAUAUCAAGUGCCUCGCUGUCCAUCCUGAUAAAAUCACCAUAGCAACAGGACAAGUGGCUGGCACAUCCUCAGAUGGAAAACUUUUGGCUCCUCACGUGCGAGUGUGGGACUCUGUGAGUUUGAACACGUUGCACAUCCUUGGAACCGGUUUCUUUGAUCGAGCUCUGGUUUGCCUCUCCUUCUCAAAAUCGAACGGAGGAAGCUGGUUGUGUGUUGUGGACGACUCCAAUGACCAUAUUCUCUCUGUGUGGGACUGGCAGAGGGAGGAAAGGCUUGCUGAAGUCAAGUGCUCCAAUGAGUCAGUCUUUGCUGCUGAUUUCCACCCGACAGAUGCUAAUAUAAUUGUAACCUGUGGGAAGUCACACCUUUAUUUCUGGUCAUUAGAAAAGGGAUCUCUUGUGAAAAAACAGGGACUUUUUGAGAAACAAGAGAAGCCCAAGUUUGUAUUGUGUGUGACUUUUUCAGAAAAUGGCGACGCCAUCACUGGAGACUCGAGUGGAAAUAUACUUGUGUGGGGCAAAGGAUCUAAUCGUAUUAGCUUAGCCAUUCAGGGAGCACAUGAGGCCAGCGUCUUUGCACUUUGCAUGUUGAGAAAUGGGACGCUGGUCUCAGGUGGGAAGGAUCGUAAACUCAUCUCCUGGGACGAAAAUUAUCAAAAGAUUCAAACGGUGGAGGUGCCUGAGUUAUAUGGCCCUAUUCGGACUGUGGCUGAAGGACGGGGAGAAACGGUUCUUAUUGGCACUACCAAAAACUAUGUCCUGCAAGGCAGUCUGGAUGGGGAGUUCAUACCCAUCACCCAGGGCCACACAGAUGAGUUAUGGGGCCUGACUGUACAUCCUCUGAAGCAUCAGUUCCUCACCUGUGGCCAUGACAAGCACAUCUGCCUGUGGGACUCUGCCUCUCAUCAGCCCAUCUGGACCAAAACAUUGGAGGACGCCGCGCAGUCGGCCGGCUUCCACCCUUCUGGAGCGACAGUUGCUAUAGGAACGCAGACGGGCAGGUGGCUUGUGCUCGAUACCGAAUCGAAGGAUCUGGUCACGGUGCACACGGACGGGAACGAACAGCUGUCGGUUAUGCACUUUUCUCCAGAUGGUCAUUUCCUUGCGAUCGGGUCACAUGACAACUACAUCUACAUUUAUGCUGUGGCAGAAAAUGGAAAGAAAUACAGUAGAGUUGGAAAGUGCUCAGGUCAUUCUAGUUUCAUCACCCAUCUGGAUUGGUCUGUGGAUUCUCAGUACUUGGUAUCCAACUCAGGGGACUAUGAGAUCCUUUACUGGAUUCCUUCUGUGUGUAAGCAAGUAGUGAGUGUGGAGACAACCCGGGAUAUUGAAUGGGCCACUUUCACCUGUACUCUGAGCUUCCAUGUUUUUGGACUGUGGCCGGAUGGCUCAGAUGGUACUGAUAUCAAUGCUGUGUGCAGUUCAAAUGCAAAGAGGCUGCUCGUCACCGGAGAUGACUUUGGCAAAGUUCACCUCUUCUCAUUCCCUUGCUCUCAGUCCCGAGCUCCUAGUCACAUCUACGGUGGACACAGCAGCCACGUCACCAAUGUUAACUUCCUACGUGAUGACAGCCACUUAAUCUCUACAGGAGGGAAGGACAUGAGCGUAAUGCAGUGGCGUGUGGUGUAAAACGACCACUGUCACACUGAACUUCCUUAUUUUUCUAGGAUCAAGUGGCUUGGGAAAGCAAAAGUGGGGCCAUCGACUACAGAGUAGAGUGGAGUCUCAAAUUUAUUUGCCUUUAAAUUGAUCUCAGGACACCAAUAUUUGAAGUGACUCUCUGUUUUGACUGUCUCACGCGUUCCCUAGGCUAUGAAAGAGAUGUUUUGUGAUGGAAACCCAUCUCUUUAGCUUUGAAUAACAAACUAAAGAAUCUGCUCUACAGGACAAAGUUAAAUUUGAUGCCAAAGCACAUUGGGAAUGAAUAGUCCAGUCCAGUUUAUAUUAGACCAAUAUAUGUGCUCAAAGCACUGACCAAUCAUAACACUGUUGUAACUUCUUAGGGAUCAUUUAGAGUCUUAAAAAUACCAUCAAUUAUACUCUAUCACACUCUGACUGUGUUUUGAUAAAUUGCACGUUAGCCAUCAUUUUGUACUAAAAUUUGUCUCCAUUAUGAUCUUUUCGAGGGGUGAGAACCAGAAGGGCAUAAGUGACAUUUUUGGUCAAAUGGAGAUAUGUAUAUCAAAUGAAAGCAUUUAAUGAGCUCUUUCUACUGGUAAAAGUACUGUCAUCCAUGAGUGUACAAAUUUUUAAAUAUAAACAGUUGAAAUCAGUACACAAAGUCAGAUCAAAUUAUGGUAAAUAUUUUGUUUUGGUUCUCCUGUAAAGUUGGUGAAAUGUCACUUACGCCUUUAUGGUUCUCACCCCUCGUUUUAUUAACUUUUGCUGCCACCGUAUGGUACGUUGCGGUAUUGCAGCCACCUUCCCACCGCUGAAUUUAUUUUAUCCUCUGCUGUAGUCAAAUACUUACGGUGUUUCAUGGAUUUAAACCGUUAUAGAAGUACAAAAAUAUUCAGUCAGCCAUCAAAAUCCUCUCAAGGACGAAAAAUAGCAUGAGUUUGGGAAACAAAGUGACUGUACUGCAAAAUGAUCAAGGCCUUCACUGUCUUUCACUUGCUAAAUCACUACAGCCAUUAAUCACUGAUUUAGUUUAAUCCUCAGUCUGACAUCAAAUCUGUUUUGUGCAUCAACUAGCUUAACUAAACGCCAUCAUGUAGUGCACAUUUACAUUAGCGUUAAGCUCCAUUUUCAUAACCUCCGCUUGAGAAACAUGAUUGAACAGUUACAGUCAAAUGACUGUAGUAUUAAUAAUAAAACUAAGCAUGCACAAGCUUGUUUGUAACUGUCUAACCUAUUUUUCCAUAUUCAUUGUCGGUUAUAUGGCAUAGCCAUGAAAAUAAAGGAAAUCAUGGUAGUUCUUCUGUGAAAUACGAGAAAGCUUUGUUUUUGACCAAAUAUAGGUUUGUUGAAUCAAGGUUGGGGUGAUAUUUUGAAGGAUGAUGUCUACAACCACAUGACAAUAUUACGUUAUAUGAAUGUAUAAUAAAAUGGGGAAAUCAGUUCUUUCA